Pelobates cultripes (western spadefoot toad) is the source of this 653-nucleotide messenger RNA. The record is from the annotation of a GenBank genome assembly. Lineage: Eukaryota; Metazoa; Chordata; Amphibia; Anura; Pelobatidae.
AUGUCCCACCACAAAACCAAGAGGAGCUCGGCAAAACCGGACAAGCUAAAUUUUUUUGGCCACAAACAAACCCCUGCGACUUUGGCAACGCAGGCCUCAACAGAGUCCGUAGACCCUGAAUCAGACGACGGUAUGCCCACCAGCGUCCCAGGAACACAAUCGGACACAACACAAAUAAUGAAAGCUGAUCUUAAUGCAGCCAUGGAGAUUAUGUCUAACAAACUUAUCACCACGUGGCAACACACAGCAGACUCUAUGCGUAAGGACAUCCAAGAGCUGGGUAAGCGAACAUCCCUUAUGGAGGAUAAAUGUGACGAAUUCGCCACAGCCCACAAUGAUCUAGCCACUACUGUGGAACGUAUGGCAACUGAAAUCACCAAAUUAGAAGACAAAUUGGCUGACCUGGAGGAUCGCUCCCGCCGAAAUAAUCUACGCCUGCGAGGGGUGCCCGAGGAUGUCUCUACCGACGACCUACAGGCGUAUGUACGGAACCUAUUGCAUGCUUACUCACCGGAGAUACCCACGGACAUGCUGCUAGUAGACAGAGUGCAUCGAAUCCCAAAACCCCGGCACCUCCCGUGGACGGUACCGAGAGAUAUAUUGCUCCGCGCCCACUACUUUCACAUAAAGGAGCACAUCCUCCGCAGCAGUAG